CAAAUAAGGUAAAUAGCACAAGAGAGACUCGUCAGCUUCCCCGAAUCCCACGUACAAUUUACCAAAAUUCUAUUACAAAACUAAAAGGGUCAAAAUCUAUUGGAAUGUAUAAAUACAACAAAUCACACCCCAACUGCCCAAUCACAUCUCUCUCUCUCUCUCCUUUCUUUCUCUCUCUCAGCUGUUUCGGUUGCUCCUUAGAUUUCGGUCCCAUCUUCCGAUGUAAGAAAAAACCAAGUACAGCUUUUUCAGAAACUCAGAGAGAGGGGAAAUUUAAAAAAAAAUAAAUAAAAGGAUUAAAUACUUUGUUUUUGGUUUUGUCCACCUUACAAAAUAUAUACGAACAAGAAAACAAAGCAACGGUUCACCAUUGAUGGUCACUAACCUCCUCUUCUUUCUCUCUCUACACCCAUAAUUGUCUCUCUCCUUUGUUUUUUUCCCUUAAUUUCUCACUUUGUUGAUUAUCCUAUGUGUACUCUCCGUGCAAUGUCAAGCGGCGGAACCACCACCAGUUCACCCAACAACACUACCACCACCCAAAUGCACGGUGGAGCCACCGUCACCCACCCCCGCCGCCGCGUUACGGAGCCGAUGCACGAACAUGAGAAAGUGAAAGCCAACGAUCAGGUGCAAGUCGGGGGGCUGGAUCAUUCCAAGAGCGAUGUGGAUGUUGAAGCAUUGCUUAACAAUUGCAACAGCAAUGGCGUCGUCGUGUAUCAAUACCACCAUCACCCGGUGACUAGGUAUAUUUUUCCGCGUAAAAAGGUGCCGGAGAGUUGGGUUGUGUUCGGGGAAGAAUUCUUGUUCAGUGCUUGGGGAGCUAUCAAUUCUUUGACCUCCAGGAAGAACAUGGCCCGUACUGUCUUGAUGUUCCUUUUGGUUAUGGUGGUGGUGUCGGCGUUCCUCAAGUUCUAUCUGCUUAUGGGCGGCGGUGGCGGAGGAGGAAGGAUUGUCAGGACGGAGAAGGGGAUUUUGCUUGUUCAGAAUGUCAAGAAUGAGGAUGUUCACAUGGCUGUUCUUGAUUCAGAUUCAUCUUCUGCUGCUGCUAUGCAGAAGCGACAGAUGAAGGAAUUUCCGGUACCAGAAAUAUGGAUGAAACCCAACAGUGACAACUUUUACCAAUGCAUCUCCCGACCAAAGAAUCACACAAGGACCGCUACUGUAACAAAUGGUUAUCUCGUAGUCAAUGCCAACGGAGGGUUGAAUCAAAUGAGAACAGGGAUAUGCGAUAUGGUUGCAGUAGCAAAGAUUAUGAACGCCACUCUUGUGCUUCCUUCCCUUGAUCACAAGAGUUUCUGGACAGAUCCUAGUGACUUCAAGGAUAUUUUUGAUUGGAGGCAUUUCAUUGAAGUUUUAAAAGAUGAUAUCAACAUAGUCGAAAUGUUGCCACCAAAAUAUGCAUCAAGGACUCCCCUGAUCAAAGCACCUGUGUCUUGGUCGAAGGCUAGUUACUAUAGAGCAGAGAUUCUUCCUCUGCUAAAGAAGCAUAAAGUGAUCAUGUUUACACAUACAGACUCACGGCUCGUGAACAACGGCUUAGCACCCUCUAUACAGAAACUGAGGUGCCGUGCAAACUAUGAAGCUCUUCGUUACACGCCUGAGAUUGAGGAGCUUGGAAAGAAACUGGUGGAGAGACUCAGAGUCGAUGAUGAACCCUAUAUUGCUCUUCACUUGAGGUAUGAAAAGGACAUGCUGGCAUUCACCGGCUGCAACCACAACCUGACCCCGUCUGAGGCUGAGGAACUUCGUAUCAUGAGGUACAACGUGAAGCAUUGGAAAGAGAAGGAGAUCGACAGCCAAGAAAGGAGACUGCAAGGGGGUUGCCCGAUGUCUCCACGAGAGGCAGCACUAUUUCUCAAGGCAAUGGGAUACCCCACUUCAACCAGAAUAUACAUUGUGGCAGGUGAAAUCUACGGUAAUCAUAGCAUGGAUGCUCUUCAAGCAGAGUAUCCAAACAUUUUCACUCACUCAAAGCUUGCAACGGCGGAAGAGUUGGAACCUUUUAGGCCUUAUCAGAACCGCCUUGCCAGCUUAGACUACAUUAUCGCCUUGGAAAGUGAUGCAUUCGUUUACACGUAUGAUGGCAAUAUGGCGAAGGCAGUGCAGGGCCACAGGAGGUUUGAAGGAUUUAGAAGGACGAUAAAUCCGGACAGGUUAAAUUUUGUUAGACUCAUUGAUUUGUUGGACGAGGGGUCGAUUGCUUGGGAGGAUUUCGCCUCUCAGGUCAAGAGCUUACAUGCGAACAGAACUGGUGAACCGUACCCCAGAGAAGCCGGGCAAUUACCAAGACUGGAAGAGAAUUUCUACGCAAAUCCUUUCCCUGGCUGCGUUUGUAACAGAGCUCAGGAACGAAUCAAGCGUCAGCAGCUAAUUUAUGAAAACUCAGGUUCACAAGUUGCUUCACAAAGAUAGGCUUUUGAUAUAGUUGAGAAAGAAUGUAUAGCACACGAGGCUAUGUGAAUUGUUUGAGCAGUAGCUGGAUAAGGGGUGUUCCGAACCAGAUUUUCGCCCUUCCGGCACAUAGCACCAAACACAGCACAUAGUUAACCAUAGAAGCCUGUGUAAUUAAUUAUAUAUGACGAUUGUACAAUACUGGUAAAAAAAUACCGGCAGUGAAUGAGCUGGUUUAACAUUUGCCGAUGAUACCACAACACAGGACGGAAGGGGUACAGUUAAAUACAGAUUUAUUCAAUUUGUUGUAAACAAUAGUUUUUCUCACUGUUGUCAGACUCUCUCUCUCUAUAAACAACAAUCACAUGUAUAUGAAUAUGAUUGUUGUUUGCUUUCA
This is a messenger RNA of Sesamum indicum (sesame), 2788 nucleotides long. RefSeq names its product O-fucosyltransferase family protein. The record is from RefSeq and is a predicted model, not a curated record. Gene Ontology annotation, cellular component: cytoplasm. NCBI's taxonomy places the organism in Eukaryota, Viridiplantae, Streptophyta, Magnoliopsida, Lamiales, Pedaliaceae.